UGCAUUUGUUCCACGGAGGUGAGUGUGAAUUGUUUGUUGACGUCUUAGCGGUUUUUGGACGUCUUCAAGUUCAGCAGCAUGAAGUCCUUGGUUAUCUUUCCGGUGAUCCUGUGCAUCAUCCAAGUCUAUGCUGCCGAUAAACAAGACGUGAAAUCAAAGACGACGUCAUCUCCGGUUAAUACCAUCCAGCAAAACCCUAAGUAUGACAUGGUUUAUCAAACGGUGAAACUGCAGCAACCGGUGCAACAAUUGCACCAACAAAUUCAGCUCCAGCCGGUACAAAUCCAGCCUUUGCACCAGAUUCCGUUGCAGCAGAGAGCCCACUACAUACCUAUUCAGAUUCUCCCUAAACAGUACUAUGCGCCUCAGCCACAACACGCCAUGAUCAUCAUAGCACAACCAGCCCUUUUGCCUCAGAGCUUAGUGUACGGAAACCCUAUGCAACAACUUUUGAACUACUUCCACAAUAACCCACAAGCUAGGUACCAGUUGCUGCACGGGAACUACCAGCAACAAGCCCAACAAACCCAAGCCCAACAUACUCAACUCCAGGCGGUACAACCCACUGCCACUUACAUGCACCCAGUACUGGCGUCCCCUGUUAGUAACUACUUUUUGUCUCAGUCGCCUCAGGUGACUACUCAGAUUGCGACCCAGCCUCAACUCGUAGCUCACACGAGUCCCAUGCCGACCCCAGCGGUACAGUACCCGACUCAGCCAGCUCAAGCUCAAUUCCAGGUCCAACAAGUACAACAACACCACCACCAACAACAACAACAACAGCAACAACAACAACAACCGCAGCCACAAACAUCUCAGUUGAGUAGUAUAGCGCAUUUGGCUCAGUUGGCCGCUCAGCAGUACGUCUCGACGCAGAUGAAGACAGCGCCUGCGAUUGUCACAGGUUUUGAGCAUUUCACACCCGAGCAGCAAGCUCAGAUUAAGGCUCAGUUGAGUACGCAUUUAGGUAGCAAUUUCCAUGCAGUUGCGGCUGGUACUAAUCCUCAGUACUCUUCGAAGUAUGUAGCGGAACAAGAUAACAAUAAUUUUGUUCCAAGUCCACAAGUUAAGAAUGAACCCGUUACUACAAUUAGUUCGCAAACGGCGGAAUUAUUGAAGUCGCGUUAUCUUAAUAAAGCGAAAAAUUAA
Molecule: messenger RNA, 1149 nt
Organism: Zophobas morio
Lineage: Eukaryota; Metazoa; Arthropoda; Insecta; Coleoptera; Tenebrionidae
Product: myb-like protein Q
Exons: 2
Coding region: 79-1149 (356 amino acids)
Source: RefSeq, a predicted model, not a curated record